Molecule: messenger RNA, 4521 nt
Organism: Triplophysa dalaica
Lineage: Eukaryota; Metazoa; Chordata; Actinopteri; Cypriniformes; Nemacheilidae
Gene: grip1
Product: glutamate receptor interacting protein 1
Exons: 25
Coding region: 685-4131 (1148 amino acids)
Biological process (GO): neurotransmitter receptor transport, endosome to postsynaptic membrane
Molecular function (GO): nuclear glucocorticoid receptor binding
Source: RefSeq, a predicted model, not a curated record
UACAUUUAGCUCCUAAAUGCACCUAUUUGAAUAACAUCAACGAGCUUAAAAAUGGGACAUAAGCAGAUAUAAUUAAAUUACAAGCAAGUUAAUUAGAGUUCAGCACAGUGGGCUCUCGAAACCCACUCGCAAUGAGACCGUUAAAGGUCGAAGCAAACCGCCGCACAGUAACCGUAGGUGGGCUGAUGCUUUCUGCACGAUUAACGAACAACAAUUACGCAUAAACCCACUGCUUUCGUAAACUACAACUUUAAGUCGCAGCGCAAUUCAUCAUAUUCCUAAUUGUGUUACCUUACAACGUCGUACAACCCACCCCACCGAGAUGAAUGAACGCAACAAACUCACUCUCGCUGGACCAGACCAUCGGACCAGCCGUGAAAAAUUACGUUAACACGAAAGUAACGUGCUGAAAUGUUUGGAUUUGCCACGAUAAGGCAUGAUGUGAUGAAGUCGAGGAGUAACAUUUUCGCGUUCAGUGGGUUGUAAGUGGGCACCUUCUCGUUUGUGUGUCUGUUCACACCCCCAGCUCAGCUCCCCUCCACAACGAGGCUGAGGGAGCGUUCAAUCGCACCGUCGGUCAGUGAAUAGAGGGACUACGCGCGGGGAAAUGCACGCGGAGGGAGGCUGUGCUGUCAGAGAAAUGCGCCUGAGAUUUAGCCGCUGAAUGCACACGACGCCACCGAAAUGCCGGGUUGGAAGAAAAACAUCCCCGCUUGUCUGCAAGCCGACGAAGAAGGAGAUGAGGGGCCUUACACUAAACAUUCCAAUCCCUCCAGGCCACCAGAUGGAGCUCUGGCAAUUAGGAGACAGAGUAUUCCAGAUGAGUUUAAAGGCACAAGCACUGUGGAGCUCAUUAAGAAGGAAGGAACCACCCUGGGCCUGACCGUAUCCGGAGGCAUCGACAAAGAGGGCAAACCCCGCGUCUCCAACCUGCGUCAGGGUGGCAUCGCAGCCAGGAGUGACCAGCUGAACGUGGGCGACUACAUAAAGUCUGUGAACGGGAUCAAUCUGACGAAAUUUCGUCAUGAUGAGAUCAUCAGUCUGUUGAAGAAUGUGGGGGAGAGGGUCGUGCUGGAGGUGGAGUACGAGCUGCCGCCUGUCUCUGUUCAGGGAUCAGGGGUCAUGUUCAAAAACGUGGAGGUGACGCUACAUAAAGAAGGCAAUACAUUCGGUUUCGUCAUCAGGGGUGGUGCCCAUGAGGAUAGGAACAAAUCUCGCCCAGUUACCAUAACAACCAUCAGACCCGGCGGUCCAGCUGACAGGGAAGGUACCAUCAAACCUGGCGACAGGCUGCUCAGCAUCGAUGGAAUUCGUUUGCACGGAGCGUCUCACGCAGAGGCCAUGAGCAUCCUUAAACAGUGUGGCCAGGAAGCCACUCUCCUCAUUGAGUACGAUGUGUCAGUCAUGGAUUCUGUAGCCACGGCUUCUGGUCCGCUGCUGGUGGAGGUGGCCAAAACCAUGGGCUCCAGUUUGGGUCUGGCUCUCUCUACCUCCAUGUAUUGCAACAAGCAGGUCAUCAUCAUCGAUAAGGUCAAACCGGCCAGCAUCGCCGAUAGGUGUGGUGCCCUGCAUGCGGGAGAUCACAUUUUGUCGGUGGAUGGCACGAGUAUGGAGUAUUGCACGCUGGCUGAAGCCACCCAACUGCUGGCUAGCGCUUCAGAACAUGUCAAAAUGGAGAUUUUGCCCCACCAUCAAACAAGACUGGCUCUCAAGGGACCUGAACAUGUCAAGGUGCAGAGGAGUAACCGGACGCUUCCCUGGGAAUCCGGAACCAACAACAACAGCAACUUCCUCCCCUACCAGCACUAUAACACCUACCACCCCGACCAGUCCCACAGCCAGGCCAAGCAGAAAACCUCUCCGAACAACCCCCCUCUGGGUUCUUCCUUUUCGCCGACCUCCAUGAGCGCUUACAGUCUGAGUUCACUCAACAUGAACACGCUGCCACGCACCAUGUAUCCCACAAGCCCCCGCGGCACCAUGAUGAGACGCAAACUGAAGAAGAAGGACUACAAGAGCUCAAUGUCUUUGGCAUCCAGUACCGUGGGGCUGGCGGGUCAGGUGGUCCACACGGAAACGACAGAGGUGACCCUCAUCAGCGACUCCAUCAUGGGUUUCGGAAUCCAGCUCCAGGGAGGAGUCUUCGCCACGGAAACCUUGUCCUCCCCUCCGCUUAUUGCUUACAUAGACCCCGACAGCCCGGCAGAACGGUGUGGCGUCCUGCAGAUCGGCGACCGCAUCCUGUCAAUAAAUGGAAUCCCCACUGAGGACAGCACGCUUGAGGAGACCAAUCAGCUGCUGAGGGACUCCAGCAUCACCAGCAAAGUAACCCUGGAGAUCGAGUUUGACGUAGCAGAAUCAGUCAUCCCCAGCAGUGGAACCUUCCAUGUGAAGCUACCAAAGAAGCCAGGUGUGGAGCUGGGCAUCACUAUCAGCUCUCCUUCCAGCAGAAAGCCCGGAGACUCUCUCAUCAUCUCUGAAAUUAAGAAAGGAAGUGUGGCACACAGGACGGGCACCCUAGAGCUUGGCGAUAAGCUUCUGGCGAUAGACAACAUCCGUCUGGACAACUGCUCUAUGGAGGACGCGGUUCAAAUCCUCCAGCAAUGCGAGGACUUGGUCAAACUGAAGAUACGCAAGGACGAGGACAACUCAGGUAUCCUACGUGAUGGCAGUGUUGAUAGGGACGCCCGUGUGCUGUUGGCCUGUGUUGCAGACGAGCAGGAGACCUCCGGUGCCAUCAUAUACACGGUGGAGCUGAAACGCUUCGGUGGGCCGCUGGGCAUCACCAUCUCAGGCACCGAGGAGCCCUUCGACCCCAUCAUCAUCUCCAGUCUCACUAAAGGCGGUCUGGCUGAGAGGACCGGUGCGAUACACGUUGGGGAUCGCAUCCUGGCCAUUAACAGCAACAGUUUGAAGGGCAAACCUCUGAGCGAGGCAAUACACUUGCUCCAGAUGGCCGGAGAAUCAGUCACGCUGAAGAUCAAGAAACAGGGAGAGUUGGCAAGCCCAAAGCAGCCUCCAAUACCCGGUCGAUCGAAUGAUCUGAGCGACAUGGAGGACGAGAGUCAAGCAGGGCAGAAACCCACUAAACUCUCUGACAUCUACUCCACCACCAUCCCCAGCGUGGACAGCGCCGUGGAAUCCUGGGAUGGCUCGGCCAUUGACGCCACCUUCAGCUCGCAGGCUCCCGCAGGUUUCCAAGCAUCUGGGUACAGUUUUCAUAGCCACGAGUGGAGGAACGCCAAAUCCAACCGGGGCAGCCUGUCCCCGGUCAACAGCAGUCGGCAGAGGAACAAUAUCCUGCCAGACUAUGGACUUGGCAUUGAUGAAUGGGACAGGCCAAGUGCUAGUGGAGCGUCAACGCUGCCCACCGGUUUAAUCUCAGACAGCAGGUUCACCGUUGGACACGACGGAACUGAGCCGGACCAGGAGGAGAACUUCUGGUCCCAAGCGCUAGAGGAUUUAGAGACGUGUGGACAGUCCGGGAUCCUGCGAGAACUUGAGGCCACCAUCAUGUCAGGCAGCUCGCUGAGCCUCAACCACGACCCGUCUCCCACUCGAAGUCACCUGGGCCGCCAAGCCAGCUUUCAGGAACGCAGCAACAACAAACAACAAUACACGCAGGCCAACCGUAGCAAUACGUUGCCCACCGACGUCGGCAGAAAAGCUUUCGCCAUGAGAAGAAUGAAGCAGGAGAUCAAAGACAUUAUGUCGGCCACCCCAGUUGAGCUUCAUAAGGUGAGUCUGUCGAAGGACUCCGAUCUUGAAGACUUUGGAUUUAGCGUAUCUGAUGGAGUUCUAGAGAAAGGGGUUUAUGUUAACAACAUCCGUCCGGGGGGACCCGCUGAAAUAGGAGGCCUGAAGCCAUAUGACCGUCUGUUACAGAUAAACCACGUCCGGACUAGAGACUUUGACUGCUGCUUAGUGGUUCCUCUCAUUGCGGAAUCCGGGAACAAACUGGAUCUAGUCAUAAGCCGAAACCCGGUUUCUUCCCAACCGUCAGAACUGAACUCAUUGUCCAAUGACGAGCCAGUGAACUGGGCAGACACUGUGGAUCAGCCCACCGCCCGGCUGGAACAGGGCCAGCACAACCCGACGCUAAAUGACAGAGACCCCAACCAAUCCUUAUAGCAGAUCUCCAGUUUCCUGCACUGGAAUGCCCCUCAUGGUGCUACCCUUGAACUCUCUCUCCUCCUGUAGACGGCUCCCCCUGGUGGAGAAAAACAGAAGGGGCUUCUUCUCAUUCAGCACACACCCAGAUCUUUUCCACCCAGUCAGAGCAUGAGCCACAGUGACUUCGAGGUCCUAUCCUGACAUGCUGGGUGGUGUUUUUACCCUGUGAAAAUGGUGAUUAUGGAGAAGACCACACUGACCUCUUGGAAAACCAAAACUGUUAAAAAAGGAGAAAAGUGAAACAGUGCCAUCCCUGAUUUUAUUGCCAAUAAACAAUAGUUCUAAGGAGGACAAAAAGAGUUGAAAAAAAGCAUAAAAGCAACAAUAAGACUUAAAAUAUUAGACUGA